GAAGGAGGACGCCGAACCUGAAGCACCUCGGCCGGGGAGCAAGCCCCGCCUCGGCCAACAGCCGACUAGUGGCUGGAAAAGAAAACAUCCGUGAGUCCAAACAGAAAGACCAGGCAGCCAGCCAAAGAGUGAGCGCCAGGAGAAAUUCACCCCGCCCCUCCACAGUCCCGCAGCUGGCUGCCGAGGACGCGCACAUCCGGGUAAUCGGGCUCGCGCAUGCGUAGUGUCCGCGAACAUGGCUGCCGCCGGUCGUCCGCGCUUUGAACAUGAGACUGACAACGGUGGCUCAGAAGGUUCCAGUGGAAGAACUGUCCUGUGACUUGGCAAUGGAAGGGUUUGUGAGGGAUGAUCGCUGUUUGCUAGUUCUGGGUGACAGCUGGGAGUGUGAGAACCAGAAGAGACAUCUGAGGCAGUCUACUUUACCUCAGGAGAAACCAGGGUCUCAGGAAGCAGUCUCUGAAUAUCCUGGCUUUGGGAAGCCUUUGAGUGCAAGUGUGGGUCGUCCACCAUCUCAAAGAUUUCCUGUAACAAAUGAUUUCCAUGAUGUGAAUGGCAGAAUGUUGGACUGUGACCAAGCCUUACACAGUUCCAAAAACUAUGCAGGCAAGAGAACUGGUGACAGUGAUGACUGUGGAAAAGCCUUCCAGCACUCCUUGGAAGUUUCUCAGCUUGGAAAAAGUCAAAUGAGAGACAAAUCCUGUAAAUACCCUGAAAAUUUAAAAUCCAUCAACCAUUUUACCCACAUUAGUGAUCAAAAAAUAAUGAAAAGAGGAAAGAAACUAUAUGAAGGCAAUGACUUUGGGCACAUCUUUUCCCUGAGCUCCUCUCUAAGUGAAAACAGGAGGCGUCACCCCACUGAGAAACCAUACAAAUGUACUGAAUGUGGCAAAUGCUUCAAACGCAAUUCUUCUCUGGUUUUGCAUCACCGAACUCACACUGGAGAGAAACCUUAUACCUGUAAUGAGUGUGGAAAAUCUUUUUCUAAGAACUACAACCUAAUUGUUCAUCAAAGGAUCCAUACAGGAGAGAAGCCGUAUAAAUGCAGUAAAUGUGGAAAAGCUUUUAGUGAUGGGUCAGCUCUGACCCAACACCAAAGGAUUCACACAGGUGAGAAGCCUUAUGAAUGUCUAGAAUGUGGAAAAACCUUUAACCGAAAUUCAUCUUUGAUUUUGCAUCAAAGAACUCAUACAGGAGAAAAACCAUAUAGAUGCAAUGAGUGUGGGAAACCCUUCACUGACAUCUCUCACCUUACCGUGCAUCUCAGAAUUCACACAGGUGAGAAACCUUACGAGUGCAGCAGGUGUGGAAAGGCUUUCCGGGAUGGCUCAUACCUUACCCAGCAUGAGAGGACUCACACUGGGGAAAAGCCCUUUGAGUGUGUAGAGUGUGGGAAAUCUUUCAACCGCAAUUCCCACCUUAUUGUGCAUCAAAAAAUUCAUUCUGGGGAGAAGCCCUAUGAGUGUAAAGAGUGUGGGAAGACAUUCAUUGAGAGUGCGUACCUUAUCAGACACCAGAGGAUUCAUACUGGUGAGAAGCCCUACAGCUGUAACCAGUGUCAGAAGCUUUUCAGGAACAUUGCUGGCCUCAUCCGGCACCAGAGGACUCAUACUGGUGAGAAGCCCUAUGAGUGUAAUCAGUGUGGCAAAGCUUUCCGGGACAGCUCCUGUCUGACCAAACACCAGAGGAUUCACACCAAGGAAUCUCCAUACCAGUGUCUGCAAUGUGGGAAGUCCUUCAAGCAGAACUCUCAUCUGGCAGUUCAUCAGAAACUGCAUAACAGGGAGGGUCCCUACCAAUGUCCUCAGUGUGAGAAGUCAUUUAGGAGGAGUUCAUCCCUUGUCCGACAUCAGAGAACACACCCUGAAGAGCAGCCUUUGGAAACAUAAAGAAUGCUCAUGACCACACGGUUUUCCAACUUUGUCAAAAACCUGCACAAAGGUGAUGUGGCUUCAGAUGUGACUCCUGCUCCUUAAGCUACCUGGAGAAUUGGUCAUUGUGAGACAUUCUGUAGCCCAGUUAAGUCCAUUAUUGGAGAACUCCUGGCAAAAACAUUGGAUGAUGAUAAAUGUGAAAAAAAGCUUCAAGGAUUUGUUUUUUUUUGUUUGUUUUUUUGGUACUGGGGAUUGA
Fukomys damarensis (Damara mole-rat) is the source of this 2127-nucleotide messenger RNA. RefSeq names its product zinc finger protein 329 (gene Znf329). The transcript has 2 exons. The record is from RefSeq and is a predicted model, not a curated record. Bases 267 to 1886 code for a protein of 539 amino acids. Gene Ontology annotation, biological process: regulation of transcription by RNA polymerase II. Gene Ontology annotation, molecular function: RNA polymerase II cis-regulatory region sequence-specific DNA binding; DNA-binding transcription factor activity. NCBI's taxonomy places the organism in Eukaryota, Metazoa, Chordata, Mammalia, Rodentia, Bathyergidae.